This is a messenger RNA of Sinocyclocheilus rhinocerous, 1358 nucleotides long. Its product is annotated as rhombotin-2. Gene Ontology annotation, biological process: positive regulation of transcription by RNA polymerase II. The record is from RefSeq and is a predicted model, not a curated record. Gene Ontology annotation, molecular function: DNA-binding transcription factor binding; transcription coactivator activity. Gene Ontology annotation, cellular component: nucleus. The transcript has 3 exons. Bases 547 to 1026 code for a protein of 159 amino acids. Lineage: Eukaryota; Metazoa; Chordata; Actinopteri; Cypriniformes; Cyprinidae.
UAUAAUUGACUGGUGACUAGCGGCAUGCAGGAGCGCUAUUUCCUCUCAUUGUCGAGCGGUCGUGAGCAGGAAGUCGGAAAAGAAAGCAGAAACUGAGGGGGCAGGGCCAUUUAAAAAUACCUGCUACCCUACAAUAACGGGACCACAGACAGUAGCCCUACGGGACAGUGCUGUGGAGACUCGCAGCACAGAGGAGAAACCACGCUUGACGCAAACGCAGUUGCGCUGGAGUAAAUAAACAACGCGGCGGGGGGACAUCUGCCUGUCACCACGUAUUAGGCUACUCAAACACGUAGGAUUGAAUGCGUGGAGACAGAAAUCUAAUGCAAAGAAGCUACCUUGGAUGCACUUGGGAUUUAGCAUAGGCUACAUAAUGUGUGCUAUAGGUUGUAGAUCUUUAGCGCAAUAAGAAGGCAGCAAGGCAGGUGCAUCUCUGAAGGCAGUUCAUUGAGCAGGACGUUGGUGGUCUUUCAGUUGAUGGUCUUUCUUUCACUGUAAGUGCGCAUAUCAAAUGUACUACUGAAUUAUUCCUGAACAAUAUUUGAUAUGGCAUCUACAAUUGAACGGAAAACACUGGAAACGAAUGAGGAGCCCGUCGACGAGGUGCUUCAGAUGCCGCCGUCGCUGCUGACCUGUGGCGGCUGUCAGCAGAGCAUCGGGGACCGCUUCUUCCUCAAGGCCAUAGAGCAGUACUGGCACGAGGACUGCCUGAGCUGUGACCUCUGCGGCUGCCGCUUAGGGGAGGUGGGCCGCAGGCUUUACUACAAACUUGGCAGGAAGCUGUGCAGGAGAGACUACCUCAGACUGUUUGGUCAGGACGGGCUCUGCGCUUCCUGUGAAAAGAGGAUCCGGGCUUUUGAAAUGACCAUGCGUGUCCGUGACAAAGUCUAUCACCUCGAGUGCUUCAAAUGCGCUGCUUGUCAGAAACACUUCUGCGUUGGAGAUCGCUACCUGCUCAUCAAUUCGGACAUUGUGUGUGAGCAGGACAUUUUUGAGUGGACCAAAAUGAACGGCAGCAUAGUAUAGUGUUCUACUAAAGUCCUAAGUGAAACGUAACAUCCUGUCAACAUUUGCAACAAACCCUUUACUAAAAAAGAAUAAUGAUCUUUCUGGCUCCAGGAGUCACCGCCAUGGACGUGUUAUAAAAUUUCAUCUCUUAUAUUUGAGAAAAAUUGCCACCAGCAACAUACACUUGUUUUUCUAUUGGUUUAUUUUUAAUAACAGCGUAAAUACAGUUUGUAAUGUAUUGCAAUAAAAGCCGAUUCCCUUUGCUACUUUCACAGAAAGUUAGAUUUGGACUAUAGUGUUAUUUGUUUUGAAGGAACACAAUUGCCAUAAAAUGUUAAAACAUCUUUCUU